Molecule: messenger RNA, 2455 nt
Organism: Macrosteles quadrilineatus (aster leafhopper)
Lineage: Eukaryota; Metazoa; Arthropoda; Insecta; Hemiptera; Cicadellidae
Product: carbonic anhydrase-related protein 10-like
Exons: 11
Coding region: 174-1133 (319 amino acids)
Molecular function (GO): zinc ion binding; carbonate dehydratase activity
Source: RefSeq, a predicted model, not a curated record
CCACGCGCCACCCGGGCUACACGGAACUCUCGUCGCGGGGCGCCUUGAACAUCGCGAGUGAGUGUGAGUGUUGGGUCUGGGGAAAUUGUUUGUCUUGACUUUUUAAAGUUUGCGGAGCAAAGUGAACAAUAAGCAAGGUUUUGUCCCGGAUCCGGAAGGAGCAAGAAACCACAAUGACUUCAGGAGCAGCCAUCUUGCCUGUACUUCUCCACGUCUUGCUUCAACUCUCAGUAACUUCUGGAGUCAGUUGGGAGGAGUGGUGGACGUAUGAUGGGAUUUCAGGUCCAGCAUUCUGGGGACUGAUCAACCCAGAAUGGAGCUUGUGCAACAAAGGACGUCGACAAUCUCCUGUUAAUCUGGAACCCAACAAACUGUUAUUCGACCCCAACCUUCGUCUGCUGCACCUCGAUAAACACAGGGUAAACGGUGUGAUCACCAACACUGGACACAGCAUCGUUUUUACUGUAGAGAAUACUACAAGACAUCAUAUCAACGUGACUGGAGGUCCUCUCAGCUACAAAUACCAGUUCCAUCAGAUCCACAUACACUACGGGUUACAGGAUGAGACUGGGUCCGAGCAUUCAAUCAACGGAUACACCUUCCCAGCUGAGAUACAAAUAUUUGGAUUCAAUUCCCAACUAUACUCGAACUUCAGUGAGGCACUUCACAGAGCUCAAGGAAUUGUAGCGAUCUCACUUUUAAUGCAGCUCGGUGAUCUUUCUAAUCCUGAACUAAGGAUACUAACAGAUCAGCUAGACAAGAUCAGAUAUGGAGGUGAUGAAGUGGAAGUGAAGCGGUUGUCCAUCAUGGGUCUCCUCCCAGAUACGGAGUACUACAUGACCUAUGAUGGGUCCACUACAAUGCCUGCCUGUCAUGAGACUGUCACCUGGGUCAUACUGAACAAGCCCAUCUACAUCACCAAGCAGCAGCUCUUUGGGCUACGGAGACUCAUGCAGGGAGAUGGAAAGUAUCCAAAAGCGCCUCUGGGUAACAACUACCGACCCCCGCAGCCAUUACACCACCGCCCCCUGCGGACCAACAUCGACUUUAACGUGAAACAGACUGGAGCCAAAUACUGCCCAAGCAUGUACAAGGAGGUGUAUUACAAAGCAAACAGUUGGAAGCCCCACUGAGGUUUGCUGCAAGGUCUGGGUGACGAAGAGUUCAUGCGCUUCGAGAGAUGGGGCAAACCAGCAAACGUUACCUAAACCACCCUCAAUGUAUCACGAUAAUCCAAAACGCUUCUUAGCUAAGUAAAACGACGAUGUUAGAGUAUACGUGUUUAAAAAUAGAAUAAAUUCCCUGAAUAUCUUAAACUUUCCAGAAGCAUUAAAGCAGACUGAAUACACAGCGUAUUUAAAACUAUAAAUAAGAAUUCUGAAAAAAUAUGGUUUUACUGUUGGUUAAAAUAUUCUACAUUUUAACAUGGUUUGGUUCUAAAACGCAUACAUUUUCACUGUAAUGAAAGAAUGCUUAUGAAUUUUAAAGUAUUUCUAAAUCGUUAUAAAAUUAUGUUUAUUUUAAGUCUGAACUGCAUUAAGUUUUCGUAACAAGCUAAACUUCAAUUAGAUCAGAUUCUGAUAAUACUAUAUUGAAAAAUGCGAUAAGCAAAUUGGCCAAAGAAACGAAACAAAUGUUUUGUGUAAUCAUUUUUUAUCUGUUAGCUUGAACUUUAAACUCAAACGCUUCUAAAAACCUUGUAUAUUAAAGUGGUUUAAUAUUUGUGUAUCAUAAGAAGUGUAUUCUUUGUUAACAACACAAGUUUUACAUACAGUAUAUUAAGUAUGUUAUUUUGAUUUUUAUAGUUAAACUGCUACGUGUUGGUGUGACGCUUUUACCUAACUGUUGCUUAACUCUAACUCAAAACACACAUAUCAUAGCCCAUACCGAGCAACAUGACGCAGUCUAUAGCUUUAAUUACUACUUAAGAUUGACACUGUAAGGUAUGUUUUCUACCUUCAAGGUUAAAGUAACUAUUAGGUAUAUUGAUAGUACAAUAUAUAUUUUAUAGGUGUUGUUGAGCUGUUAACAAUUUAGGGUGUAUCUUUAAUUAUCUAUUAACAUAGGCUGGGUACUCAAACGUGUUAUUCAAAGUUGUACUUUAUACUUUACAAUUUAAAAAUAUCUAAAUUAAGUUUAUGAUAUUAGUUUAUUUCACUAAAGAAUUUGUUAUAUUCCACCUCCUAAUCUGUGAACAUUAUUCAUUUUAGACCAUAUUUUAAAAUCUUGUAUAUAGUUCUUUUCGGUUUGUAAGCAAUCCUAUACAAUUUUGUAGUCAAAUGAAAACAUGUUUAAAACUAUGGAUAAGUGAUGUACAUAUGUACAUAGUACUUUAGAUAUGAUGUAUAAAUACAACACAUAUCCCAAUGUACAUAUCCCGCCAUGUUAUCGCUUGGUGGUCAAACCAAAUAUUGUAAACAAAGUAGAGAGAAUAAACUUUGUGUUUGUUGUACGA